Molecule: messenger RNA, 2108 nt
Organism: Fukomys damarensis (Damara mole-rat)
Lineage: Eukaryota; Metazoa; Chordata; Mammalia; Rodentia; Bathyergidae
Gene: Bag3
Product: BAG cochaperone 3
Exons: 7
Coding region: 1-1863 (620 amino acids)
Biological process (GO): muscle cell cellular homeostasis; negative regulation of striated muscle cell apoptotic process; protein stabilization
Cellular component (GO): membrane; nucleus; cytoplasm
Molecular function (GO): protein-folding chaperone binding; adenyl-nucleotide exchange factor activity
Source: RefSeq, a predicted model, not a curated record
AUGGCUGAGGAGAGGCCUUUGCCCUGGACGGACAGCGGUUUGCUGGAGCCGGGGGCAGAUGAAGAGCAUGGCCACUGUGCCCUUUCUGACAGUAGUGUCCAUAGGCAGGAACCUGUGGCAGCAUUUGACGGUGGCCAGGCCUGGGAUAUUACCAGGGCUGGUGCUCCUCCCAUCCAGCUGAGGCUUUGUCUCACCGUGAUGAUCAGCAACUCUGAGGACAGGACGUGGGCCUCCAGCCUCGUCUUCUCCUAUGGCUCAGUUGUGCUGUGUUUGGAUCUGUUACAAACUCUGGGAACCUUGAGGGCCUUUUGGGAAGAAGAGAAGCUUGCUGAAACUGCAUCUUCUGCCAAUGGCCCUUCACGGGAGGGGUCCAGGCUGCUGCUUACUAGGGAAGGCCAUCCUGUGUAUCCUCAGCUCCGGCCAGGCUACAUUCCCAUUCCGGUCCUCCACGAAGGCUCUGAGAACCGGCAGCCACACCAUUUCCGUGCCUAUCCCCAGCCUGGGACACAGCGAUUCCGAACCGAGGCGGCGGCAGCCGCUCCUCAGAGGUCCCAGUCACCUCUGCGUGGUAUGCCAGAGGCCACCCAGUCAGAUAAACAGUGUGGCCCCGUGGCAGCAGCUGCAGCAGCUCCGCCCCCAGCCUCCCACGGACCUGAGCGGUCCCAGUCUCCAGCUGCCUCUGACUGUUCAUCCUCGUCCUCCUCGGCCAGCCUGCCCUCUUCGGGCAGGAGCAGCCUGGGCAGUCACCCGCUGCCCCGGGGCUACAUCCCCAUCCCAGUGAUACAUGAGCAGAAUGUCACCCGGCCGGCAGCCCAGCCUUCCUUCCACCAAGCCCAGAAGACUCACUACCCGGCUCAGCAGGGCGAAUACCAGACCCACCAGCCUGUGUACCACAAGAUCCAAGGGGAUGACUGGGAGCCCCGGCGGGCAGCUUCGCCGUUUAGGUCACCGGUCCGAGGCGCAUCCAGCCGGGAGGGCUCGCCGGCCAGAAGCAGCACACCAGUGCACUCCCCGUCACCCAUCCGUGUGCACACUGUGGUGGACAGGCCUCAGCAGCCCAUGACCCAUCGAGAGUCUCCUCCUGUCACUCAACCAGAAAACAAACCAGAAAGUAAGCCAGGCCCAGCUGGACCAGAUCUCCUUGCUGGACACAUCCCGAUUCAAGUGAUCUGCAAGGAGGCAGAUUCUAAGUCUGUUUCCCAGAAGCCACCCCCUCCCUCUGAGAAGGUAGAAGUAAAGGUCCCUUCUGCUCCAAUCCCUUGUCCUUCUCCCAGCCCCACCCCUUCUGCUGUCCCUUCUUCCCCAAAGAAUGUGGCUGCAGAAGAGAAGGCAUCCCCCAGCCCUGCUCCUACAGAAACUACAGCCCCCAAACCAGAAGCUGAGGCCCCACCGAAACAUCCGGGUGUUCUGAAAGUGGAAGCCAUCCUGGAGAAGGUGCAGGGGCUGGAACAAGCUGUAGACAACUUCGAAGGCAAGAAAACUGACAAAAAGUACCUGAUGAUUGAAGAGUAUUUGACCAAAGAGCUGCUUGCCCUGGAUUCUGUGGACCCUGAAGGACGAGCUGAUGUGCGUCAGGCCAGGAGAGAUGGUGUCAGAAAGGUUCAGACCAUCUUGGAAAAACUCGAACAGAAAGCAGUUGAUGUCCCGGGUCAAGUCCAGGUUUAUGAACUCCAGCCAAGCAACCUUGAAACCAAUCAGCCACUUCAGGAGAUCAUGGGGAUGAAUGCCAUGGCAGCAGACAAAGGAAAGAAAAGUGCCGGAAAUGAAGAUCCCCAAACUGAAACCCAGCAGCCAGAAGCCAAAGAAGCAACAGCUGCAAACCCUAGCAGCACCACGGACUCAGCUGGCAACCUCACACCAUAGUCGACCCGCAGUCGGAAUCAGACUUGGAACUGAUCGUGUGCUUUAGGGAAUUUUAAGUUGCAUGUAUUUCAGGAACUUUAAGUCAGUUGGUUUUUAUUAUUUGUAGUCACUUGGUACACAGUAAUUUGGGUGGAGGCAAAAUACUAAUACAAGAGCUAAAAGGAAAAUGAUGCUUUUCUUCUGUAUUCUUAUUCUGUACAGAUAAAGAAGUUGCUUGUUUCAGAAGUUUAACCCCAUUGCUUAUU